AUGGCUUCCACUGCAAGGUCUCGUACAAGAUCAGAUCUUCGUCAAGAAGCGGAUUUCCUGCGCUCUUUCAGUGACCGAAUUGCACCUGUCAUCGGUGCUAUACAGAGGUAUGUCGUUGAAUACGAAGUAUCUGCAUGGCAAGAGUUACUGCUCGCAAGACAGCGAUCCCCUUAUAGAAUAGCAGCAAAUUACAAACUGUGGGUGCGCCCCGAUGGACCAGCGGGUUACGUACGUAGUUUUAUGCAACUGACGCACAACGGGAGCGAGUUUUGGGGAGCAUACGACGAGUGGGGAUCUUAUCUCGCCGAGCCGGUUGUCCCUGUUCCACACACUGAUCGUGAAUCGAUUCUCAUUACUUCUCCGGCCGCAAGCGAGUUACGUCCUGAGGACAUUCCCCCCCGGUCGGCUUAUAGACAUCAUCAACGACAAAAACAGCUCCAUUAUCAGCAACAGAAGCAGCUACAGCUGCAGGCUCAACAACAAUCACAGAAACAACAAUUACAAAAACCUCAAAAUCCACAACAGCUGCAACAAACCGCUGGAAGGUAUCAACCAUACCAAACCACCUCACCAAAAAUCAAGACUGAAACGGAAGAAAGUUUGAUGAAGGACAGACAAGACGUUCCGUCGUCUAAGGAAGGGGUUAAGGUCGUGCAAGAGGCACGGGUUGCGGCUCCAAAGAACGCCACGAAGAGAGUAACGCGCAGAUCCUCGAUAGAUUUUAAACAAGAACUUCUUUGGAAAUUUGGGCGUCUCUGCAAAUUAUUAAAAAGUCCUAAGAGGAGACAGCAGGAAAUUGAGAAGAUCGUGAAAACAGUAGUUAGCAAUGCGAAGCGAAUAACAUCGUCGGAUAAGACAUCUUUGUCUAACCAACCGACGUUUAUCUUCCCGGAUGAUCAAAAGUCAUUUAUUAUAAAGCUCACUAUACCACUUAAGCGAACUCGAGAUACAACAGAUUUGCGGGAAGGAAACCGUGAAUCAAAGAGGUUGAAGGCAGCAAGCGCGAUUUCAAAAGCGCAUAAAGGGAAAGUUGACACCGUUUCAGUGGAGACUAAUAACAAUAGUAGCAGCAACAAAAAUAAUCCCAAUAAAGACAAGAACAUUGAUGAUGAAGACAAGAAUAUUAACAUCAACAGAGAUAAAAAUGUUAGCGACGAUACAAGCGGUAAAGUUCAUGCCAACACUAAUGGCACUGCUAGCUCUAGCCACAACGCUAACGCGAAAGCUAGUAGUAUUAAAAACGAUAAGUACAAAAAGCGAAAUGCAGCCAAUCCUCAGACGCCACAAGCCCCGCAGACACAAUCAACACCAAACGCUAGAGCUGCCACCUCAAAUCCACCACCAAAUGGCUUAAUUGUCGAAGGUCAGCCACCUUCAGUAAAUAACUCCAAUAGAACACCGAACUCUAUUAUUCGAACAUUGGACAAUAAGACUCAGCGUGUAGACUCGAAAGAGCGUAUGAAAUCAUUGGAAGGAACAGCUGCAAAUCAUGUUCGUGAAGCCAAAGCUGCCCCCAACGUUAAAGGGCUGUGGCAUUGGAUACACGCAAUGAUAACAUACUUGGAAACUCUAUCUCUCGUAGAAAAGCAUCUUGAUUUAAUGUUGUCGGCGGCGGAACUUGACAAGUGUGAGAAAGUCAUAAAAUAUAGUACUUCUAUGUGUUCAAAAUUGAAGCAGGAAAAGCUAAAAGGGAUUUGCCUGCAAAUACACGCGCUGUUUGUCUUCCAAAAAUCCAAGCUCGAAUAUUGUCACCUCACAUUAAGAGACGGUCCCAAUCUUCUUGGCAACACUUUAGAAGAAGUUAAAGAGCAAACGAGUAAGCGCAUGAAAGAGUGGAGUGAAAACACAGCGCGUGCCCGGCAACUGUUAGAAGAGGGCAAAAAGGUAAUAAGCGAUGCAUCUAAUAGUUCCGGAAGGAGUGAAGAAGGUUUACCCGAUUUAUCCAGUCAUGUAAGUUUGGAUGGAUCGAUCCACGUUGUCAAAAGUUACAUGUUGAAGUGGAAGAAAUCUCAGAACCUUUUAGCUCGGGAGAAUGUGUCGGAGCGGGCAUCAAACGUUUAG
This is a messenger RNA of Paraglomus brasilianum, 2061 nucleotides long. NCBI's taxonomy places the organism in Eukaryota, Fungi, Glomeromycota, Glomeromycetes, Paraglomerales, Paraglomeraceae. The record is from the annotation of a GenBank genome assembly.